Cryptococcus deneoformans JEC21 is the source of this 1847-nucleotide messenger RNA. RefSeq names its product expressed protein. The coding region runs from base 295 to 1572 and encodes 425 amino acids. The record is from RefSeq and is a predicted model, not a curated record. Lineage: Eukaryota; Fungi; Basidiomycota; Tremellomycetes; Tremellales; Cryptococcaceae. The transcript has 3 exons.
UCUUCGUUCCCAUUUCCAUUGGGAUUAAUAUACUAUGCUAGCCUCUUAUAGAAAACAGCGACUUGACCUGUAUAACUCUUUCUGAAACUCGCGCGAGAAAAGCAAGGAAGUCGCGUCAAUAUAACAAAGGAUUUUCGGCUUUCUUCGCUUCGACACGUCUUCGGCCGACAGAUCUAAUCUCAGGUCCCUAGCGAUUUUUAUCUGAUAAAAAAGUGGUGCCAGGGGAGUUCAGAAGUGGGGAACACGAAGGCAGAUGGCGAGCGAGGCAGCCAUCCUACUCGGAUUGUAGUGGCGAUGCGUACCCUUGAAAAUAGUAUGACCGUCACCAUAGACCGACCUCCUCCCAACGAGGGGCAACCUCUUCCCGUCGACCUCGCCCUUCGCAUCGCGGCUUUUCUUUUUGGAAGCGGAGCACACUCUACCCUCGCGGCCCUCCACAGAUGCUCGAAAGAUUAUUACUUUGCUCUCAGCCCUAUCGUCUACCGCAAAGUAUCUUUCAAGCCCAAGAAGACUUACGCUCUGUUCUUCUUGGGCGACGAUUUUCUUUUAUCUCCAGACUCGUUGGGGAAGCAGGUCGACAACGCAGUCGCGUCUGAAACCAUUUUCAGCGCUGAGCGUGCAGUUCUCCGUCGUAUCCUGGCUCUCCAACACGUUCGCCAUCUUUCUAUUCACUCCCUUCCUGCAGACUCCUCCCCCCUGACCAAAGCGUUUACAUCUGCAGUCAAUGCUUACUCUCCCAACUACCUCAUCUUACCUUCCCUCCAAUCCGUCCAGCUAUUGCCCCCGGUCGCUGAUGAGAUCCGUACCUACAUCCCAGAGACAUACGACCGACCCCAUAACCCAGCUUUCCUCGAAUCCCUCAUCUCCACCUCUCGACCUACCAAGCUCUGCCUCUCCUAUCCAGUCGUGCCUUCCCAGUCAUGGGACGAGCACUUGGAACUCACGACAAUCAAACAGUACCAGCUUGUGGCGCGUAUGAACCGUCUGAUCGACGAUGGAUGGUCCUCGCUAGAGACGUUUUGCGUGCAUGAUAUCGUGCAUCAGGUGCUUCCUUCUUUAAAGGGGUGUAAAAAUGUUUACCACUUUUCAUCACAUUGUAUCCUUACGGGUGAAAUUGGGAGGGUCGAGGGUGGGGAAAGAGAAGGAGGAGGAGCGGUGUUCGUCAAUCCAGGUAAAUCAUCGACAGGGAUUCCAGGGCCUAAAUGGAACUUCCGAAGCUGGCAAAUUGGUACAGCUGUGAAAAAUCUCUUCCCCUCAGGCGCGAAUGCUGGUGCCAUCCUUGAAAACACGUCUUGGGUGUUCGUGAACCACAAGGGUCACAUUCUUACCAAGCUAGAGAAUGACGAUGACGAUGAUACUGGCGUAGGGUAUAUGGAAGUCGGGAGAUUGAUCGAUGAUGCGAUUAAAGGAGGGUUGCCUCAGGAUUUGAUUGGCAGAGCGGGGUUCAAGAGAGAGUUGGCAGAUGAGGUCUUAGAGAAAAUGAAAUUUACCCCGGGUGAAAUGCAAUGUGUCUCUUGCGGCCGUAUCGGUCAUAAAGGCGCCACAAUUGCUAAACUACAAGAUAUCUUAUGACAUUGCCAGGAGUGUGGGCAACGCCACACAGGGACAACGACUGUGGAAUGCCCAUACUCCAGGCCGGUUUUGAGCGCGUGGAAGACAAGAGUUUGGCCGAUGGAGAUUAACUUGGUACCGCGGCCGAGGUUCGCAAAGGACGUCUAUUGAGCAAGAUUAGGAUGAUGGGGAUAUGGUAUUGUGUAGAUUUUUGAAGGCUAUUUAUGUGUAGAUUUGUAGAAGCUAGAACAAUACCACUCUAUCAUGGUAUCUCAACAUGAAAAACAAGAAGGAAC